AAAUACACAGAGUGAAAAGAUUCCCAAUCUGUUUAUUGAUGUAUGUAUCCAUGUAGCUAUAGCUAUAUAGAAGCUGGCGCACCAUAUGCUUUCGUAUUUGCACUGUGAUUGAAAGCCAUAUGGUAUAUUAUAGCUAGUUGUACGUAGCAUGUAUGCUAACACACGGAAGUGUUUGGAACCACACAGAUGAUGCCAAUUGACUGACGUCCAAAAUUUGGUUCGCAGCCAGCCAAGCAUAAGUAUAUACAGGUGUUGCUGUCAGUUGCAUUCAGACCCGUUACGGAAGACUCAGGUGGUGGUAUCAGAGCAGCCAUGAGUUUGCCAGUAUGCUACUACAGUCCAGUGAUGUGGAUGUGGGCAGUUUUUCUGCCACUGCUACUAGACUCUUCACUUGCUCAAGUAUUUUCCUCAGAAGGGGAGGCCAAUGAAUGUAGACUAGAUGACCUUCACUGGAAUUAUCUCCAGCCACAAGGGAGAGAUGGUGUUCUGACAAUAAACAAAGGAGCAUGUUCUAGGCGUAGUGGAGAUGAGUCUUACGGGCUUGACUCGGGCAAUACCCCAGGCAUCAGUGUACCCUUUAAUGAACUCAGCAACCGUUUGAAUAGAUCGUGGUGUGUCAGCAUCGUAGCCAACACACAGACUGGGAACCUGGCACCUCUGGUCACGUUCUACCACAACAAUCUCACGGAAAUAGGGAGUAUUGUUUUGACCCAGACUCUAGUGAACAUCACAGUUAGAGGAAGUUCUGCUAGUUUCAACUUCCCCAGACAGCAAGAGCAGUUUGAGCAUGUCAGACUUCAGCUCUGUGCUGAGGAGAACACCCUGUAUUUCUAUUAUGGCUGCGAACCGAUGGGAUCACAGUCUUUCACAAACACUGGAUUCAGUGACAGUGAUGUUGUGGGGCUACUCAGAGACCUGACUGACAACACUAUCAGAGGAUACAUGAGCGUAGUGGCAGGGCUUUAUUUUCUCAGCUGCAGCGGGCCCAGUGUCACCAGAGAAGAUGUGGCAAGCCUCCAAUGCACAUUCAAUCCACCAAACUGCUCGCAGAGCAUUUCUCGCCCUUCAGCAGUAGUCUUAAAGUACGUGAGGGGACUGGAGGAACCACCAGGUCCUACUUCAACAGUGGUCCUGAAGGGUCCUACUGCUACUACCACCACACCUCAGCCAAGUUUGUAAGUAACAUGAUUAUGCCAGUCCCGUUGAUCUUUGCCCAGUAUUACACACCCUACAUACACUCUACUGGCACCAGUCUCUCUCCAUACACAUUAGCUCUCUCUGUCUGUAUCAUCAUAAGGUGAUAUAGUGUAGCUAUAGGCUUCUCCGUUUCUCUCUGUUUGCAGUACGCAGUGCAGGGCACCACAGAGUGAAACUCCAGUGAUUAAAAGCUGUGACUGCAGCCAAGAAGAAACUAGUGAUUGUAGGGCAGACAUCAAUAGAUGGAAGAACGCCUUCAUUGCAACCGCGGUUGUAUUUAUUUUCAUAACAAUAUAACUCACCAUUGCACUCGCUGCAGUAUGUAUAGUUUGGAAGCUUAAACGUUAAAAAUCAUUAAUCAUCCAUUUCACAGAGUUUUUGUAUCAAAUUUGCAGUUAGAGUCAUGAUCAUUGGUUGAGCUAUCAUUCAUUACCCCACAAAUCAACAACA
Molecule: messenger RNA, 1647 nt
Organism: Geodia barretti
Lineage: Eukaryota; Metazoa; Porifera; Demospongiae; Tetractinellida; Geodiidae
Source: the annotation of a GenBank genome assembly